AUGCAGGAAGCGGAACCUGUAGCCGCUACACAACACCCGCCCCAGCUGGAUAUCUGUCGCAUAUUAUGGUGUGGUAAUGGUGGCUCCACAAUUUCGACAGCUCAUCCGGCUCUAGAAGGGAGUUACUGUGGCAAUCAUAAGUGGUGUCACGAAGGUAGAUGUCAACCAUGGCCGUCGGGUGUACCGCCUCUUGUGGUGCACGGAAGAUGGUCGAGAUGGAGCAAUCAUGAUAAAUGUCCCGUGCAACAUUGCCAAAUUUCCGGCAGCGUGGAAGUGAUGCCACAACAUCGUGACUGCACAGAUCCAGCGUCCCAUCCUUGCAUUCGCAUCAGUUCCGACAAUUACCGCCUGCUAGACGUGAAUCUUUUAUAUCAACGUAUUGAGUUCAUCAGGAAACGCGUCCUCGUUGUGGUCCUGUGCGGUCUCCGUAGACCAAAUAAUGGUGGACUGCAGUGCGAAGGUGCAGCUAUAAGAGGAAUUUUAUGUUCCACCCACUACAGCACAUGUCAAGGUCUUUCCCGCAAAGAGUACACUAAUAAAAUAUGCUCAAGCAUAAAAUUUGAUCCAGUGAAGCCCGAUCAGCAGCUCACAGGAGACGGAUUUGAACGUGAGGCGCUUUUCCUGGUGAAACCUGCCAAUGCUGAGGGCGUCACAUACAGAAUUAUAAGAGGAUUUGUUUCCGUAGACGCAAAGAUUCGACACAACCUUGCCGAGUUUGAUGGAACACCAUGCGGUCUCGAUCAGUUCUGCAUUAGUGGAAUAUGUCUAAAGCUCGGAUGUGAUAGCAAGGCACUUGUUGCUGGCGAGGAUGACUGUCCGGAUAAGAAUCCUAGAAAAAGAUGGAGUGACUGGUCAACUUGGUCUGCGUGCAGCCAAUCCUGUGGGAGGAACGGUCGUCAGUCGCGAAAACGCAGUUGUCUUAAUUCUGGUGGACAAACGGAUUGUUUCGCGUUUGACAAAAAGCAAGCGCAGUACUACUAG
Molecule: messenger RNA, 981 nt
Organism: Necator americanus (New World hookworm)
Lineage: Eukaryota; Metazoa; Nematoda; Chromadorea; Rhabditida; Ancylostomatidae
Exons: 12
Coding region: 1-981 (326 amino acids)
Biological process (GO): proteolysis; extracellular matrix organization
Cellular component (GO): extracellular matrix
Molecular function (GO): metalloendopeptidase activity
Source: RefSeq, a predicted model, not a curated record